GGCGAAUGCUUGAAGGGUUUAUGAUACAAUUGCUGCAAGCAAAACAAGUAGAGCCCUGAUUCACAGCGUUUCAUCCUACCUCGGAAAGCCAGAAGCCGCAUUCUUUCUCUCUCUAAAACUUCCGCUCUUUCUCCCUAAACUCUCUCCUUCUAUUAACUUCUCUGCUGCCGUCCGGGAGAGGAUUUAUAGAAGUUGAAGCGAUUACAGAGAGACUGUUCAGAGCUCUCUUUUGUAUUUGUUUCAUUGCUUCCAUGGUUUUUGUUUUUCGAAUUUAAUAGAAAGAGUGUUGGUUUGAGGUUAUUUCGUCUGAUUGUUGACUGGAGACGUUGAACCGACUGGGAAACUUUCAGUUUUGGAGUGAAAAUUCUGUAGAGGAUUGGAAGUUGGGGUCUGAGUUUGGUGGAAUGGAGCUCGAAUCUGCUUCUCAGAGUCGGGAAUCAAUUUUGGUUUCAUCUUCAGCAUGGAGAUUUAUCCAAGGAUCUCAUUUCAAAACUUCUUAAGUUCUCCUUGAAGAUUCAUGUAUAACGAAAUGGCAAAACAGGAUUCAUGUAGCUGAGCUCAGAUGAUGUGAUGGAUUCUCCUUGAGGACUGCAACACAAGGUGUUGCUAUUGGAUUGACCAAGGUUCAAAGUAUUAAUACACCUGAUACUGAUGAAAAUGCAUAUUGGGUGUUUCAGAUGAGGAUGAAAAAUGUGCACACCAGCAAAUUAGACAGAGUACAUACUCUAAAAUUCAAUGACAAGAAAAUUUUGUAGGAGGCUUACAUUAUCAUAUAUGGGUUAAAGAUAUUAAGGAGUACAGGUUCGGGUUGUGAUCUUUACCUGAGUCCUAGGAUGUUCUCAAGUUAUUACUUCUUUGGCACUGGAUUAUCUAAGUGAAAUUAAAUAUAUUCUUUUUUGUAUGCAUAUUUUCAAUAAGUUAUCUCAAUGGCAUCAUCUAUGAGAAGAGUGGUCUUUGGACCUUUCUCUUUCAGAAAAAGCUCUCAAUUUGGAAUUUAUGCUGCUUCAGUUAUUUGGCAAGCUGGCAUAAGAUCAAUUUACAUGGGAGAAGACAUCCAUAAUUCUUUGGGGACAAGGUUAUCACAUAUAUUCCAUAAAUCAUAUAGGCAUCAAUGCUCUAGAUAUUUUUCUUCUGCCAUUCAGCCAGGAAAGAUUUGUUGGGAAGCUUCCUCCCAUGAAAUUUUACUGCAAAAGCUUGAAAAUGCUUUAAAAGAUCAACAAAUGGGUGAAGCAUUGGAUGCAUUUAAUGAUUUUAGAAACUUAUAUGGUUUUCCUAAACACUCUCUUGUGAGGAGGUUGAUAACUGAGCUUUCCUAUUCAUCUGAUUCCCACUGGCUUCGAAAAGCAUAUGAUCUAGUCCUCCUGAUUUCAAAAGAGAAAUCCACUUUUCUUAAUCAUGAUUGCUUGACGUUGCUGGCUCUCUCCCUAGCAAGAGCUCAAAUGCCUAUUCCUGCAUCCACGGUCCUCAGAUUGAUGAUGGAAAAACACAAAUUCCUACAGAAGGAUAUAUUACGGAUGGUCUUUAUUCAUAUGGUCAAGACAGAAAUUGGGACAUACCUUGCAUCUGAUAUCUUGGUUGAGAUAUGUGAUUUUCUCCUGAAUCAUAUGGCAUAUCGCAGAGAAAAAAGUUUCAAGGGUAAGUUGAUAAAUCCUGAUACAAUGAUUUUCAACCUUGUUUUGGAUGCAUGUGUAAGGUUCAAAUCAACCUUGAAGGCUCAACAAAUAGUAGAGUUGUUGGCACAGGUAGGUGUUGUAGCUGAUGCAAACUCAAUUGUGAUAAUUUCCCGGAUCCAUGAGAUCAAUGGACAGAGGGAUGAGUUGAAAAAAUUUAAAGAGCACAUUGAUGUGGUUUCAGCUCCUUUUCUUCGCCAUUAUCGGCAGUUCUAUGAUAGUCUAUUGAACUUGCAUUUCAAAUUUAAUGACAUUGAUUCUGCUUCUAGGCUUGUUUUGGACAUGUAUCAUGAAAGGUCUUGCUGUUGCUCUGAUGGGCUUUUUCCAAGAGAUAGGAAGGACUCUCAAAAUCCUCGCUUGGUUCCAGUUGGAUCUGGCAAUCUGAGAGCAGGAUUGAGAAUGUGUAUUGAGCCUGAGCUGUUGCAGAAAGACUUUGUUCUUGAAAUGGAAAACCGACCAGAACUUGUUUUAUUCAUGAAUGGGAAAUUUGUUCUUAGUAACAAGGCCCUUGCCAAACUCAUAGUUGGCAAUAAGAGAGAUGGAAAGGUUGGUGAAAUUUCAAAGCUUUUAAUUAGCAUUCAAAAGAUGUCAGGUUCAUUAGAAGUGGACUUGAUAUCAGAUGUGAUAAAUGCUUGCAUUCAGUUGUGCUGGCUGGAAAUUGCUCAUGACAUUUUGGAUGAUAUGGAAUCAGCAGGUAUGGCAAUAGGCUCAGCUACACAUGUUUUUCUUCUUAGAGCCUAUUGCAAAGAAAAUAUGUUCAAAGAAGCAAUGGUAGUGCUAAAACAAAUGAGGAAGGCUGGUCUGCUUGUUGAUUUGUCUGAUGAAGAGGUUAUCUCCUCGUGUCUUUUAGAAGAAGGUAAGAUUGGUGCUCUUGAUAUGAAAUCUGAAACAUCAGUUGGAAAAUUGGGUUUGGUUGAGUCUUUGACCCAAGAGAUAAGAGAGGAGGAAAAAGCAAUCUCCUCUAUAAUUUAUACAAUUGAUUCUUCAGUUUACUUCUUCUGCAAGGCUAAAAUGAUGGAGGAUGCAUUGAAGACAUACCGUAAGAUGCAAGACAGGAAAUUAUGUCCAACUGUGCAUACUUUUGCUAAUUUGGUAAAUGGAUAUUCUUCUUUGGAGAUGUAUCGUGAGAUCACAAUCUUGUGGGGUGAGAUCAAGAGGAGAAUGGAUACCGGAGAUUUAGCAGCUGACAGGGAUUUGCAUGACUUUGUGCUAUGGAAUCUUAUACGAGGUGGAUAUUUUGAGAGAGCGAUGGAGGUCCUAUCUUACAUGACAAAGCACAACAUGUAUAUUGAUAAGUGGAAGCAUAAGAGGGUGUUUCUGAAGUUUCACAAGGAUCUCUACAGAAACUUAAAAGCAUCAAAGGCCAAAACUGAGGCUCAGAAGGAAAGGAUUGAGCAUGUCCGGGCAUUUAGGAAAUGGAGUGGCAUUGAUUGAGAGACUGGUGAGUACUCCUAGAAAGAUCCAAGCCCUAUAAGUUGGUUCUUUAUUCUUUGUUAAAACAGAUUGGUUUAUAUCUUUCUUAAUUUUUUGUCUUCUUUUUUUUUAUGAAUGAUACUUUUUUUUUGUCUUCUUUUUAAUUAUCAACUCUUGGGCUGUGAUUGGUUUGAAAGAAAAUAAGAGAAACAGAACAAACUACAUAUUUCUUGAAUCAGAACAUUUCUCAUAAACAUUGCCAUAA
Nelumbo nucifera (sacred lotus) is the source of this 3348-nucleotide messenger RNA. RefSeq names its product Pentatricopeptide repeat (PPR) superfamily protein. NCBI's taxonomy places the organism in Eukaryota, Viridiplantae, Streptophyta, Magnoliopsida, Proteales, Nelumbonaceae. The record is from RefSeq and is a predicted model, not a curated record. Gene Ontology annotation, molecular function: protein binding.